Messenger RNA from Pseudomassariella vexata, 1087 nucleotides. RefSeq lists its product as uncharacterized. The record is from RefSeq and is a predicted model, not a curated record. Gene Ontology annotation, biological process: endosome transport via multivesicular body sorting pathway. Lineage: Eukaryota; Fungi; Ascomycota; Sordariomycetes; Amphisphaeriales; Pseudomassariaceae. Gene Ontology annotation, molecular function: ubiquitin protein ligase binding. The transcript has 2 exons. Gene Ontology annotation, cellular component: fungal-type vacuole membrane; fungal-type vacuole lumen. The coding region runs from base 160 to 654 and encodes 164 amino acids.
ACUUACUCUUGCCUCCCCGUCCAUUUCGGCUCACAACCUUCCGCAACCGCAUUUAAACGUCCAACCACAACACCCCACCUCACCAUCCCAACUCUCUUUCAGGGAUCUAUCCAUAUCCAACUCUCUCAGUAAACUCCAGGCUCAUUGAGCUCAGUAACCAUGUGUUCGACCGAUAUAUUCCUCGGUAUUCUGGCCAUCCUCUUCCCUCCACUAGCAGUCUGGGUCAAAUGUGGCAUCUGCUCCGCCGACUCAAUAAUCAACAUCCUGCUCUGCAUGCUCGGUUUCCUCCCCGGUCUGUUGCACGCCUGGUACAUCAUUGCGAAAUUCCCCGAUUGCGACCAAUCGUAUGAGCGCGUAGCGCAGGACGUCGAGAAUGGUCGCGUGACGUACGUCUUUGUCAAUGGGCAGCCACAGCAGCAGGGCGGCAGAGGCGCUCGACAACAGCAGCAACCGCAGCAACAACAGCCAAAACCCGUCUCGCCUGGGCAGCAUGGCGGUAUGAGCUAUGGCACCACGGCCAACGACGACAAUGAGCACAGGCCAUCGCCGACGGUGGCUGAGGCGGGAAGUAGUAGUCAUGGAGAUUCUGGGAGGGCGCCGCCAUCGUACGCGGAGGCUGUCCAGGGCGACCACAAAGUGCAGACUAAAGACUAGAAGUAGAUGGUGGGUCUAGAGUUGCGAUCAGGUAGACCUUUCUUAUCACUUGAGUGCUUGCUCAGGGAGGCGGGAGUAUAUUAGUCAGGGGACAGGAGGGAGCAUUUGCAGUUCGUAAACUUCAGUGUCCCGGUUUGAAUUCGAGAGCGCUUGGGAUAUUAUGGCGUAAGGGGAAAGAAACAAAGGAAUGACGUCAAGAAGGCACUGGCUGCCGUUGGUACGAACGGCUAGGAGGCCCAUUAGCUCACCAAUGCGGAAAACCUGCGGAGGCACCGACAGGAUUUUGGCCUUUGCGACAGUCAACAUCAUAGGUACAGGAUUGGCGUUGGUCGUAUAGUGUGUGUAUGCUACUUUUUGGGCUUUUGUUGUCAGAUUCUAGGAAUCGAGAUCACUUUUGAGUAACUUCAAGUCUCAUGAACCGCACUUAGUCUCC